Molecule: messenger RNA, 2026 nt
Organism: Wyeomyia smithii (pitcher-plant mosquito)
Lineage: Eukaryota; Metazoa; Arthropoda; Insecta; Diptera; Culicidae
Gene: Sse
Exons: 5
Coding region: 179-1882 (567 amino acids)
Biological process (GO): meiotic chromosome separation; proteolysis
Cellular component (GO): cytoplasm; mitotic spindle; centrosome
Molecular function (GO): cysteine-type endopeptidase activity
Source: RefSeq, a predicted model, not a curated record
UUAGCGGUUAUGGCUUUUGUUGUUGCUCGAGCGGCCUGAGUUUUGUGUUACAGUUGUUGAUUGUUUUAGCUCAAUUGGAUCAAUUCACGUUGUAAUUGUACAUAAUUUAUGUCGUGUCAAACAUAUAUAUUUUUAAUUGUGUUUGAAGUAGAAGAAUUCCGCAAUUAAUAUUCGUACAAUGCCAAUGUCUAAUAUUGCCUUAUCGAGAAUUAGUUUACUGCGAGAUGCCGACGGUGCCUAUAGUCAGGGCAGUGAAGAAGAUGCAAUUUUUCUCUCAACGGAAGCUAUGUGUGCAGGAAUUCAUCAAAAGUUUGAUACUCAAAGCCGCAAGCUGCCCCACAAUGAAAACACACUUGCCUCACUGGUGAAUGAUCUUGGCGCUGAAAUAAAGCACGACGUUUCGGAAUCGGAUCUAAAAGCAGGUUUCACCAAACUACAUAAAUGUUGUCGAGAACUUCCAAAGCAAUGGACCGUUAUUCAGAUACACAAAGUCUAUACACCUCGCUGGAACCUGCUUACACACAAGGAACUUCUGGAGGAAAAGACUGCAGUAGAAUUAAUACUUUUUACCUAUCCAAAUUCUGAAGUUUUGAACGAUAAACCGAUUCUGAUACGGUUAGAGCCCCCAGAUGAAUCCGAUUUUUUUCCAUUAUUAUCAUCGAUACCAGUUAAACUGAAACGUCACCUGAAAAAAGAAAUCGAAUCCGGCACGAUGCGCCAGGAAGAAAUGGAGAGCUAUAUUGGCACCAUAAUUGAUCGGUUAAUUGCCUGGCUUGGCCCCUGGGUAGCUGUGUUUAGUGGUAAAUUUAUUUCGUCCAUGGAUGAGCAGAUGGAGGGAGACAUCUUCAACCGGGUUGAAGACUUCUGUAUCACGAACAAGCGCAGCAAAAAAGAGCAGGUAUUAAUUUCCCUAAUAGCUAGAAGAUUAGACCUGCUUGAUGUGAAAGCUAUUUAUCGGUUCUGCUGUGAUGUAAUAAGGCAACGAAGAGAAACACAGAAAAAGCUGUUCAGUUUCUUGGUUAAAUUAAAGCACAACAAAUUCGACACGAACCAAAUGUUCGGUUGCUCUCCUUGUCUGAUGGUUGUGGAUGAGCUGCUCGAUGGGUACCCGUGGGAGAUGGUGAAUACCAUGCAGGAAUUCAGCCGGCUCGGUUCGUUUCGCUUGCUGUGGCAACUGUACCGUACUCACAAGGCCAACAUUGCCAAAGGAUACCUACAAGUGGCGGUCAAAAAUUGUCAUAAUAUCAUCAAUCCAGAUAAAACUCUGAUUAAAAUGAGUACGCGGCUUCAAGCUUUCUACAAGGAAUGGUAUCCCAAUUUCAAGCUGAUAGUCGACGAGCCGCCAACCGAUGCGCAGUUUACAUCAAUUCUGCACGAGGCUGAUGUGAUGAUCUACAAUGGACAUGGAAGCGGAUUACAAUUCUUAGAUGGCGACACCAUAAUACAGCACGAUAUUAGAAGCUUGAUAUUCUUAUUUGGCUGUGAUUCUGUUCGGCUGUUUCCCAACGGAUUGUUCAAUGAAAUGUCCGGGAGUCAUUUGUACUACAACAUUGCAAAGUGCGCCACGGUAGUGGGGGCGUUGUGGGUUUUAACAGACUUCUACACAGAUUACUACUCCAUUUUACUGGUUAGCGGCUGGAUACCGACCACAAAUGUGGCACUACGUGACUACUCGGUUUUAGAUUUGGAUCCAACGGCUUUCAAAAAUGGAAAGUUUGUUUUAGGAAAUAAGCAGUCAGUAAAACCUCCAGAGCACUGUGACGAUAGUCUGUUGCAACUGAUGGCUCUCUUUCGUCGUCGAAAAUGGCUUCCUAAGCGCAUACGAUGUGCCAUGGUAUGUCGGGGUCUACCGGUUAUAAAUUCUAAUUACUUCGAAAGCUAAUGCUGCGAAAUGCCGGCACAUUUUGCAAUACACAGUCAUAGUUGAAACGAAUUUGAAUGUACUGUUUGAAUUGUAUAGAAGAAGAGAACAGAUGGGCAGCCAAAAAAUCGAAGUUGUAAGUACUACAAACUACAUCUCAAGAAA